Molecule: messenger RNA, 1352 nt
Organism: Pistacia vera
Lineage: Eukaryota; Viridiplantae; Streptophyta; Magnoliopsida; Sapindales; Anacardiaceae
Product: protein XRI1-like
Exons: 8
Biological process (GO): male meiotic nuclear division; female meiotic nuclear division
Source: RefSeq, a predicted model, not a curated record
AAGUGCUGUUUUGUAGUAACAGAGACAAGACUGGUGAUAAAGAGAGUUUCAAAACCCUAGAAAUCUCUUGAGAAUGUCAGCCACUGACGGUGCUUGCAAUGGCUCAGACCUCAGAAAGAGUGGUGAGACGUGGCAUUGGCAAGGGGAGGAAUUUCGUCUUCGAAAAGAUGCGGGUUACUGUGAGUUUAGGCCCCUAUUCCCAGUUUUUUCAAAAGGCAAAUAUGUUAAUUAAACUAGUGGCUUGGCCAAAAAAAAAAAAAAAAAAAAAAAAAAUUUAGGAUAAGACAGAGAGCAGUGAUGUUUGAGUUGGUGCUAUUAUUUUGAGCAGAGAUGUCAGGUUGUCAAUGGAGUGAAGUGACUUUGAAUGCAGAAGAUGUUUCUUACAUGCUUGAUGAUGAAACGACCCCUGUUAAGGCGUGUGAGGAUUUGGCUUACUAUGCUACUCAUUGUGGUAAUAUGAAUAAGAAACCAAUAGAAUAUAGGGAGUCUUCUUCGCAAGUAAAGAGGCGGCGGAUGCUACAGUUUGACAAUCAAGUAGUAGACUCUUCUUUGUGCGGCAAUGAGAUGCCUUCUGCAAUCCUAAAAUCAAUUGAGAGAGGGGAACCAGUUGAAUAGGUUUUACCUGAAGCAUCACAGUGGAUUUCUGGGUUUUCAGGAGAUGUGUCUGCCUCGGGUUAUGAGAACCUGGAUGAGUCAUUUGAUGGGUGGUUUACCCAAUCCUUUAACGAUGCUGAGACAAAUAUCAGCUCUGCUAAUAUGAACUUCUCUGGAGCAUCAAAUGUACAAAUUCAGGUUCCAGAGUUCAGCAAUUCGCCACCUACAUGUGAUGCUAAUGCAGUUCAACAAUGUGUGACUCAAACUCCUGGAAAUGAUGUUUUUAAAGGCAGAAAAUCUUUCAUACGGACCCCUACUAAAUUAGCUUCUUCAGUUGCCUAUCCAUUUGCCUUCAUAAAACCAUGUGGAGUCCAUGGAGAUGUUACUCUGAAGGACAUAAACCAGCGAAUCCACACACCACCAUCAAAUUCAAAGCAAAAUAUUGAAGAUCCCUCUGCCUACCCAACUUCAGCAUUUUCUGGGAAGCCUGUCGUUGGCAAAACAAAAAUUCAAACUGAAGGAGGAAAAGGCAGCAUCACAAUUAUGAGAACCAAAGGAUGAGUAGAUAAGUUUUCUUCCAAAAUUCAAGCAUAUAAAUUAACAUCGAAAAUUCUAUUUUUGAAGUAACUCGGGGAUUUCGUUAAGUCACAGCACAGUGUUUAUGUUUCCCAGUUGUGUUUUAUUAUUGUAUUUAAGGUCUCUUGUAGCUCUUCAUCUGACCUGACCUUGCUUGUAGACUCCAAUGUAACCAUGAUGCU